AUAUUUUCUGUCUGGAAGUCUCAGGGACGGAGGAGGGGCGCUAGGGCCCCAUGUGUGGGAGGAUUGCUUUAGCUCUACAAACUUGCACGGAUUUUGGUUACUUUGUUGGCAAGUGGUUCUGCUUAGAUUUCCUCCGAAUUGUUGCAAAUUCGCCAUUGUUACCUGGCUGCCUACAAAGUUGGAUCCGGAAUUUCUUUUCAACCGGGGGCCAUCAGUGUCGAAGUGUCUGCAAUGAACCCGGUGAAUGCUACUGCUCUCUACAUUUCCGCGAGCCGCCUAGUGCUCAACUACGACCCCGGAGACCCCAAGGCGUUUACAGAGAUUAACAGGCUCCUGCCUUAUUUCCGACAGUCCCUCUCGUGCUGUGUUUGCGGACAUUUGCUACAAGAUCCUAUUGCACCCACCAACUCCACCUGCCAACACUAUGUCUGCAAAACUUGUAAAGGCAAGAAAAUGAUGAUGAAACCUUCAUGUAGCUGGUGCAAAGACUAUGAACAGUUUGAGGAAAACAAGCAGUUAAGCAUCCUAGUGAAUUGCUACAAAAAACUAUGUGAAUAUAUAACACAGACUACAUUGGCACGGGAUAUAAUAGAAGCAGUCGACUGCUCUUCUGAUAUUUUGGCUUUGCUUAAUGAUGGAUCAUUGUUUUGUGAGGAGACAGAAAAACCCUCAGAUUCAUCCUUUACUUUGUGUUUGACACAUUCCCCUUUACCUUCGACCUCAGAACCUACGGCUGAUCCUCAAGCUAGUUUAUCUCCAAUAUCUGAAAGCACCCUCAGCAUUGCUAUUGGCAGUUCUGUUAUCAAUGGUUUGCCUACUUAUAAUGGGCUUUCAAUAGAUAGAUUUGGUAUAAAUAUUCCUUCACCUGAACAUUCAAAUACAAUUGAUGUAUGUAACACUGUUGACAUAAAAACUGAGGAUCUGUCUGAUAGCCUGCCACCUGUCUGUGACCCGGUAGCCACUGACCUGUGCUCCACAGGGAUUGAUAUCUGCAGUUUCAGUGAAGAUAUAAAACCUGGUGACUCUCUGUUACUGAGUGUUGAAGAAGUACUCCGCAGCUUAGAAACUGUUUCAAAUACAGAAGUUUGUUGCCCUAACUUGCAGCCCAACUUGGAAGCCACUGUAUCCAAUGGACCUUUUCUGCAGCUCUCUUCCCAGUCUCUUAGCCAUAAUGUUUUCAUGUCCACCAGUCCUGCACUUCAUGGGUUAUCAUGUACAGCAGCAACUCCGAAGGUAGCAAAAUUGAAUAGAAAAAGAUCCAGAUCAGAAAGUGACAGUGAGAAAGUUCAGCCACUUCCAAUUUCUACCAUUAUUCGAGGCCCAACAUUGGGGGCAUCUGCUCCUGUGACAGUGAAACGAGAGAGCAAAAUCUCUCUUCAGCCGAUAGCAACUGUUCCCAAUGGGGGCACGACACCCAAAAUCAGUAAAACUGUACUUUUAUCUACUAAAAGCAUGAAAAAGAGUCAUGAACAUGGAUCCAAGAAAUCUCAUUCUAAAACCAAGUCAGGUAUUCUAAAAAAAGACAAAGCAGUAAAGGAAAAGAUUCCUAGUCAUCAUUUUAUGCCAGGAAGUCCUACCAAGACUGUGUACAAAAAACCCCAGGAAAAGAAAGGGUGUAAAUGUGGGCGUGCUACUCAAAAUCCAAGUGUUCUUACUUGCCGCGGUCAACGCUGCCCUUGUUACUCUAACCGCAAAGCCUGCUUGGAUUGUAUAUGUCGUGGCUGCCAAAACUCAUAUAUGGCCAAUGGAGAGAAGAAGCUGGAGGCAUUUGCUGUGCCAGAAAAGGCCUUGGAGCAGACCAGGCUUACUUUGGGCAUUAAUGUGACUAGUAUUGCUGUGCGCAAUGCUAGUACAAGCACCAGUGUAAUUAAUGUCACAGGGUCCCCAGUAACGACGUUUUUAGCUGCCAGUACACAUGAUGAUAAAAGUUUGGAUGAAGCUAUAGACAUGAGAUUCGACUGUUAAAUCAGUGGGUCUUUAGACCUACCUCUGGUAGGAAAAUAGCUACAGUUUUACGGCAGCUAUGGUUCUGUUGGUUUGACUUGCCGGAGCUCCUGCAUAUAGAUCACUUGUAUCAAGUGUUUUCAUUGCUAAGUUAUAUGUGUUAGUGUCGGGGAAAUAGUUUGCAGAUAAUGGAGGAGUAACCCUACAACUAUAUGUCCUUAGUUCUUACAGAACCUCAUAGUUUGAGAACAAAAGCUGAUGCAAUUGAUUUAUACAAAAUGAACUUUGGCAAGGAAAAUAACAUUAACCUCAUUGUUUAUGGUCAUGCUUUGUGCAUAAUCAAAGUUUAUGAUUAAAUGUAAGGAAGUGGUAUUUAGUCAGUCCAUAAAGAUUGUGCUUAUUUUAUUUUAUUUUGGAAAGUAGCCAUUAGUUUGUUCAGGAGACUCAGUGCUGGCUUCAGAUGCCAUUGAUAGUUCUCUUGUUGAAAAGCUGAUGUGUCCAGCUCAACCUUUGUGCUGACAUAAUACCAUUUCUGAUCAUGA
This is a messenger RNA of Orycteropus afer afer, 2486 nucleotides long. It is a transcript of the gene MSL2, whose product is annotated as MSL complex subunit 2. Gene Ontology annotation, cellular component: MSL complex. The record is from RefSeq and is a predicted model, not a curated record. Gene Ontology annotation, molecular function: ubiquitin protein ligase activity. NCBI's taxonomy places the organism in Eukaryota, Metazoa, Chordata, Mammalia, Tubulidentata, Orycteropodidae.